Messenger RNA from Paramuricea clavata, 612 nucleotides. Lineage: Eukaryota; Metazoa; Cnidaria; Anthozoa; Malacalcyonacea; Plexauridae. The record is from the annotation of a GenBank genome assembly.
AUGGAUUGGCUGACACUGGUAACACCUGAUGAAAUGGAAAGAGUCGGUAGGAGAGCAAGAAAUAUUGAGGAGCUGGAGGCCGCAGUAAUGAAAUACGUGAGAGGUAAAAUGAAGGUUGUACAUACAUACGAACCAGUAUGUGUUGAAUGUGGCAGUAAGUCUAUUGUGAUGGUGGAUGGAGCUGAUACAUGCACACACUGCGGAACAAGUUAUAUGAAUACCUUCACAUACUAUGUUAGUUACAAUAACAACAAGGACGACUAUCUCAAAAAGAAGUCUUGCCAUAAUAGGGUUUGUUGGUUUGAGAGACAUUUACUCGAACAUGUUGCUUCCGGGGAUAGGGACAUAAUAAGGGAGCAGUUCAGAAGCAUCGUAAGAUGUAUACAAAGACUUAGACUGCAGCGGGGGCGCAACAUAGUUAGAUAUAAGUUUUACCUUCUAAGGAUAGCCAGCAUGAACAACAUCACGCUAAGAAAUCCACCUGAGGACAUCAGGACAAAAAGAAUUGUGAAAAUCCUUGAGGAUAGGUUAUAUGGUAAAGUCUUCCCCAAGUUGGGAUGGAAACCUGUAGGUUGUGAAUAUUACGAUAACUGGAAAUUAAAGAAUAAAUAA